Neltuma alba is the source of this 2784-nucleotide messenger RNA. RefSeq names its product F-box/kelch-repeat protein SKIP30. NCBI's taxonomy places the organism in Eukaryota, Viridiplantae, Streptophyta, Magnoliopsida, Fabales, Fabaceae. The record is from RefSeq and is a predicted model, not a curated record. The transcript is spliced from 2 exons. Gene Ontology annotation, molecular function: protein binding. The coding region runs from base 240 to 1283 and encodes 347 amino acids.
AUAAAUAAAACCCUUUGAAAUUUUGCCGAGCGUUUCCUCAGCUGUGCAAGCCAUCUUCGUAGGCAAAACCCAAUUCCUUCGUCCAUCCCUGCUUUCUGCAAAUAUUCCAUCCCUCAUUUCUUCGCUCAUCGUCUCCGUUUUCAGGCAAACCAUCUGCGUUUACGGUGCUCCUUCUAUCUAUUAAAUAGCACGAGUUCAGCAGUUGUAUUUUAUCAGACACGGAUGAAACAGUGGUUAUUAUGUCUGAACUGAUUGAAGGACUUCCGGAUGCUGUUGCAAUUAGGUGCCUUGCACGAGUUCCCUUCUAUCUCCAUCCUAAGUUAGAGCUCGUCUCUCGUUCUUGGCAAGGAGCCAUUCGUAGCCCUGAGCUAUUUAAAGCUAGACAGGAGGUUGGUGCAUCUGAGGAUCUAUUAUGUGUCUGUGCUUUGGACCCAGAGAACUUAUGGCAGUUGUAUGACCCUUUACGUGAUCUCUGGAUUACACUUCCUGUUCUUCCCUCAACUGUCAGGCAACUUUCCCGCUUUGGUGCUGUCUCCAUUGCUGGAAAGCUGUUUGUGAUUGGUGGAGGAAGUGACGCCGUCGAUCCAUUGACUGGUGAUCAAGAUGGGAAUUUUGCAACAAGUGAAGUCUGGUCAUAUGAUCCUGUAGCACGGCAAUGGUCCCAGUGCGCGUCUAUGCUUGUGCCCCGUUCUAUGUUUGCAUGCUGUGUAUUGAAUGGAAAGAUUGUUGUGGCUGGGGGCUUCACUAGCUGUCGAAAGUCUAUAUCUCAGGCAGAAAUGUAUGACCCUGAGAAGGAUAUAUGGAUUCCAAUGCCCGAUCUUCAUCGCACACACAAUUCAGCCUGUUCAGGAGUAGUGAUUGAGGGAAAGUUGCAUGUAUUACACAAAGGGUUGCCAACAGUUCAAGUUUUAGACAAUGCAGGGAAUGGGUGGAUGUGGACCGUCGAGGAAUGGAGCUGGCUUCAAGGUCCAAUGGCAGUUGUUCAGGGAUCCCUCUAUGUGAUGAGCCAUGGUAUUAUUAUUAAGCAGGACAAAGAAGUGAGAAAGAUGGUUUGUUCCGCAUCGGAGUUUCGAAAGAGAAUUGAUUGCGCGAUGAUUGGGCUGGGUGAUGAGUUAUAUGUGAUUGGGGGCUUCAUUGGUCCUGACAGGUGGAACUGGGACAUCAAACCAUUAUCUGAUGUUGACGUUCUCACUCUUGGGACUGAGAGACCAACUUGGCGUUCCGCAGCUCAGAUGACACGGUGUCGUGGUCCUAUCCUUGGCUGUACACCGCUGAGAAUUUAGACCUUCACUUGUGCUUACGUGUGACUCUGCUUCUAUUGAGGGAUUUGUGUCCCUUGAACUGGAGGCAGAGAAUGAGAUGCAUGAUGGCUUCUUUGUUUUGUAUGCAAGCCAUAAAAUUCGUCCUUGUUUUGUGUUGAUUAUAAAUUCAUGCCAUCGAGAAGUGAGGCACUGUUUGAAUCAAGCAUUCAAGGCCAAUUACCGGUGAAGAAUUAUAAUCUUGUUGAUUAAGGACUGCCUUCACAGUCGAGCAAAUAUCUUUCGACUUCUUUUCCCCGCAUGGGUACUCAGAUUGAUUAUAGCCCGCAAAUUAUAAUCUUUUAUGGUUUGGCAGCACGACUGCAUUAGCUCCGGGUUCUCAUUCAUAUAUUAGGCGGCUUGCAUUAUAUAAAUUUGAAAAUUUAGUGUUGCUACAUGUAUGUGGUCAACACUCUCGUCCUUCUCAUUGGCCCUUUGCCAGUGUAAGGCAAGGCCUUCGGCACUUUGGAGGGAAGCUUCCGUAGGUUUGUACCUGUCAAUCGUUUCACCGUUGAAUAUGAUGAGAAUGUCGAAUGCACCGGGAAAAAAAAGGAUUGAAAAGACGAUUUUUUUUUUUGUUUUAAAGAAAAAAGGAGGAGGAAGGAGGAAAGUCCCGCAUCUCAGGAAAUGAAGGGACGGCAUCUCCUACAAAAGGAAUGGGAGCGCAUCAAUUGAAACAUACCCCUCCACAAAGUGCAAUGAAAGUCGCCUAACCCGGUCAACUGGACUUCCAUCGCACAUGGAAGAAGGUCCGCCAAAGUAGGGGAGACUACCUCAUAAUUUUAUAGUCCCAUUUGACUCAAAUCUCCCGCGUUCCCAAGCCGGCGUUGUCUCGGCCCAAAAGCAACGAGAUGCCAUUUGUUGGGCCAACGAUGAGCUCCCGCUACCUUGUUUUCGUCUUUGGCUGUAAUCGUUGAGGUUUUGAUUAAUUUGAAAUUGUAUUCUCAAAUGGCAUGUGGAUCUUUGUCAUCACCAGUGCAACCGAGACCCUCGGAUAAAUGUUAUGGCUGAAGGCAACGUAACAGGAUCUGCCUUGUGUAAAAGGGGGAGUAGUCACUUGAAAAUCUGGUGAUCAGCUCAAAUGUGAAACAAGUCGGGCUAGAUUGGAGUGAGGAAGGUAAAGGCAGAGAUAAAGAUAGACGCAAGUGACGUGGAGGUGAUGUUAAGGUGGGAGCUAGGUAAGGUUUUAGGAAGGAAGAUGAAUGCGUAAGAGUAUAGAGCUCAUACAUUUGGUGGUAGUCAUUCUCCAUUCGCCCCCCUAUUAAGGAAGAAGCAGAGGACAACCCCACCACGUACCUCCUUCCCAUGGGAAAGUGGAACUCUGUUCACAUUGAUCCGGAUAGGGUCCUCUGUUUUGCUUCCUUUGUAAUUUUAUGAUUUUCUCAUGUUUAUCAGUUGACGCUUCUAAGAGAAAUAGUUUGUUCUGCGCUGUUAAUUACUUGGGGAAUGGUUUAUCAAACGAAGAACGCAGCUCUCACAUGGAUCA